AGGAAGCCGUCACAGUUCCAGAAUGAACCACUUCCUACUUCCGCAAACACUGCAGCUCCUCCAGCUGAAGUAGCAGCGGCGCUAGCUUCUUUCCUUUCGCCGUCGAUCAAUGCGACGGUGGAUUUUAUCCACCUCUGCCUCAUUGUGAAAGUCGCUCUGCCUUUUUAUGAGCACUGACCCACAGUCAUGACGUUCAACAGCCACUGCUCCACAGCGGAGCCCCCGGGCCUGGAGACCCAGCGGCGGGUGAUCGAGUCUCUGUUGCGGGAAACCGAACUGUGUGCGGGAGACAGCUGGUAUGUGUUGGAGCGACACUGGUUCGAACAGUGGAAGGAGUUUGUGGAGACAGGAGACCAGAACUCUUCGUCCUUUCCCGGUCAGAUUGACAACACCGAGCUGUUUGAGGAUCUGGAAUCGUUUCACCUAAAGGAACGUCUGGUAGAGAACGAAGACUUUGUCUUGUUGCCAUCAGAGGCGUGGCACAAACUGCUGUCCUGGUACAGCAUGGUUGACAGUCAGCCGGCGCUGGAACGCAAGGUGGUAGACCUACCGAGCACUCUAAAGGUGGAGGUUUACCCCGUGGAGAUCUUUCUCUGUCUCCACAGCAACAUGGAAAAUGUCGUCACAGCACAGUUCAGUCGUGCGGAAAAGAUCUACGCCAUCCAGAGGUCGAUGUGUCAGGCCUUCUCCGUGUCUGCGGGCUCCGAGUGUCGUCUUUGGAUGAAGAGUUCAGACAACAGCUGCGAGCGUCUCAGGAACACCAACAUUAGCGUGCUGGACGCCUGUCUGAGCUCAGGGAUGACGGUGAUCAUGGAGACAAGAAAUGCUGACGGCACAUGGCCGAGCUCCAGACCUCAAAUCAUGAGAAACUCUGUCGAGGAGCAGGACUCGUACAGAGGACAGCCUGGCGUCUGUGGUCUCACCAAUUUGGGAAACACCUGUUUCAUGAACUCUGCUCUGCAGUGUCUGAGCAACACUCCUCCCCUCACUGAGUACUUCCAGCAGAACUCUUACCUGGAGGAGCUGAACUUCACCAACCCGCUGGGGAUGAAGGGUGAGAUUGCAGAGGCCUUUGCUGAUGUCAUCAAACAGAUGUGGUCGGGCCGGCAUUACUCAGUGGUCCCACGUGUUUUUAAGACAAAAGUAGGUCACUUUGCAUCUCAGUUCCUCGGUUACCAGCAGCACGACAGCCAGGAGCUUCUGUCUUUUUUGCUGGACGGUCUUCAUGAAGAUCUGAACCGAGUCAAAAACAAAGAAUACAUCGAGCUGAGGGACGCAGAGGGACGACCGGACCAGGAAGUGGCAGAGGAGGCGUGGCGCAACCACCGCAGGAGGAACAAUUCGGUGAUCGUGGACACAUUUCACGGUCUCUUCAAAUCCACCCUCGUUUGUCCCCAGUGCCACAAGGUCUCGGUGACAUUUGACCCCUUCUGUUACCUCAGCGUCCCACUUCCUGUCAGCAAAGAACGAGUGAUGGAGGUUUUCUUCGUUUCACUGGAUCCUCUCUCCAAGCCCGUGCAGCAUCGCGUCACUGUGCCUAAAAGUGGGAAAGUGUUGGACCUGUGCUCAGCGUUGUCAGAGAUGACUGAUGUUCCUUCAACACAGAUGGUGGUCGCCGAUGUCUUUAACCAUCGCUUCUAUAAAAUCUACACAGCUGAGGAAUCUCUGAGCUGCAUCCUGGACAGAGAUGACAUCUUUGUGUAUGAGCUGCAGCAGCCGCAGCCGGAGGACGAAGAAGAGCACGUAAUGCUGGCCCUUUACCUGCGGGAGCGCUCUCAGUACAGAGACUACGGCUCUGGCAGCAGCACGUACGGCACCUCGCUGUUUGGACACCCGCUGCUGCUCAACCUGCCGCGCAGCAGCUGCAGUCAGGAGGCGCUAUACCACCUCUUCCUGCAGAGACUGGCUCGCUACGUGCGGCCUCCUGAUCCCUCCGAGGAGUUGGAGGAGGAGGAAGAGGAGGAUCACGAUGAGGAAGAGAUUUACAAGACCCAGAUAAACGGCAUCAGCGAUGACGAGCAGCAGGAGGAAACGGACAACGUUGAACCCUCCUCCUCGGAACUCUGUUACGGCGACGCUCCAGCAUGCAGCCAAAUAUCCAGCUGCUCCGCUGCAGACCUGGUGCCCAACCUCAACAACUCUACACCCUCCGUAGACAACGCCGACAGUGAAACCAGUACCGGUUCUCAGGACCAGGCGGACCAGCCUGCUGCUGCCGCCGCCGCCGCUGCUGCCAGCUGUCCAGAGGAUGUGGAUCAGUGCGCAGGAUCAAGCCGCUCUGACUCAGAACCGCCCACUGAGACCACAGCCCAACCCGAUGAAACGACAGACAAUGAUAACAAGCAGGAGGAGGCGGCGCGGUCUCCCAGCCCUCUGACUGUUGAACAGCCGGCGAAGAGGAGGGCGUGUCAUAAAAAGAGGAGGAACUUGUUUACCAUCCAGGCUGUCAACUCAAACGGGACCACAGAGAGAGGAAUGGGAGAGGGAGGAAGUGCUGUGUCCUUCUGCUCUCAGCCGUACGUGGCCAUCGACUGGGACCCAGACAUGAAGAAGAGGUUCUACAAUGAGAACGAAGCAGAGAAGUAUGUAAAACACCCCAGCAUGGAUGUUCCUCAGCAGCAGACCACGGUUCAACUGCAGGAGUGCAUCGAGCUGUUCACCACAGUGGAGACGUUGGAGGAGGAGAACCCAUGGUACUGUCCUGUGUGCAAGAAACACCAGUUAGCCACUAAGAAGCUGGACCUGUGGUCUCUUCCUGAAGUUCUCAUCAUCCACCUGAAGAGGUUUUCUUACACCAAGUUCACCAGAGAGAAGCUGGACAGCAUCGUGGAUUUUCCUCUCAGAAACCUAGAUUUUUCACACUUCCUCUUGAGGAAACACCUGGAGGAUGGGGAGCCUCCUAGCUACUAUGACCUCAUCGCUGUGUCCAAUCACUACGGAGGACUCAGAGAUGGACAUUACACCAGCUACGCUCAGAACAAGGACAACGCCCAGUGGUACUACUUUGACGACAGCAAAGUCACCUUUGCCUCCGAGGAUCAGAUUGUGACAAACGCUGCUUACGUCCUGUUUUACCACCGUCAGGACAAACUUCGUAAACCCACACUUCCACCUCCUAACAGCAGCUCUGCCUCCUCCUCCUCCUCCUCCUCCUCCCAGUUGGCUAACGACGACACUUUCUGCAGAGAUGACGGCGCUGAGCUUGGUGCUGGCUCCUCCUACAUCACCAUGGAAACAGACUAA
Cynoglossus semilaevis (tongue sole) is the source of this 3243-nucleotide messenger RNA. RefSeq names its product ubiquitin specific peptidase 11 (gene usp11). NCBI's taxonomy places the organism in Eukaryota, Metazoa, Chordata, Actinopteri, Pleuronectiformes, Cynoglossidae. The record is from RefSeq and is a predicted model, not a curated record. Gene Ontology annotation, molecular function: cysteine-type deubiquitinase activity. Gene Ontology annotation, biological process: protein deubiquitination. Gene Ontology annotation, cellular component: nucleus. Bases 187 to 3243 code for a protein of 1018 amino acids. The transcript has 21 exons.